Molecule: messenger RNA, 999 nt
Organism: Tuber aestivum (summer truffle)
Lineage: Eukaryota; Fungi; Ascomycota; Pezizomycetes; Pezizales; Tuberaceae
Source: the annotation of a GenBank genome assembly
AUGAAUAAUAUCCGCGCCAUCGAAAAGCUGAACCGGCGAGAGCUGGAAGCUGGCAUUGUAUGUUUUAGCCCUGAACUCCUGGGAACCCAAGUCUCCAACUGCCUGCUAACUUGGCCAAAGCCAUUAUCUGCCUCCUGGCAUACUGACUGGUCCGACACUGCAUAUGUUUACAUCGGCGGUCUUCCGUACGAGCUCAGCGAGGGUGAUAUAAUCACAAUAUUCUCCCAAUUCGGCGAACCCGUUCACCUCAAUCUCGUUCGUGACAAGGACACUGGAAAGAGCAAAGGGUUCGCUUUUCUCAAAUACGAAGACCAACGGAGUACAAAUCUUGCGGUAGACAACUUAGGUGGGGCUACGAUUCUCGGAAGGACGAUUCGGGUGGACCAUACCAGAUACAAGCCAAAGGAAGGGGAAUUAGAGGAGCUUUUGGGCCAGGGUUUAGGGCCGAGGGAGCGAGACAAUGAGGAGAGCGAGCACGACAGCAAGAGAAGAAAGGGCAAGGAGAGGGAAGAGACGCCAGCGCGGGAGAUGCUUCCGGAGGAGAUUGAACUACAGAAGUUAAUAUGGGAUCACGAUGAGGACGAUCCAAUGAAGGAAUACCUUGUGAGGCAAAAGAAAGAGGAGGUCGAGCUGGCCCUUCAGAAGCUGAAGAGGGAGAAGAAGCCCUCGCGCCAUCGGCGCGAUGGUGACAGCAAAAGAGAUCACCGGCACUUCCAUAGGCGCAGAAGCCGUUCAAAGGAAAGAUCUAGACGGCCUAGAUCUCAUUCCAAGGAGCGAACGCACAGGGAGAGAGCUUCCAACGAGCCAAGCAAUCCUCGAGAAAAGGACAGGGGUAGUCGAAGGGAAACAGAUCGUGAUAGAGAUAGUGGCAGAGGCAAGGACAAAGAUAGGGAUAGGGAUAGGGAGGGGAACAGUAGACUGGAAAAGGAGCGAGGCCGGGACGGACGUCACGGAGAUAGUGGACGUUCUUUCAGAAGGGAGGGGCACCGGCACGAUGAU